GAAAAUUUUGCAAAAAUAAUAAAAAGUUAACCGAGGGCGUAAGUUGUGGGUAGCACGUAGCAUAGAGGACGCAAACGCUUUCCCUCUCUGUCUCUCAGUAGUGAAGGGAGUGUCUCUCUGUCAUCUACUUCCUUCUCCUUCCUUCUCACUUCUCCAUUCUCAGUUACACUCACCAACCAACCAACCAACCUCAUUAAUCUCUCACCAAAUCCCAAUGCCUCUCCUCAAAACCCUACUUUCCCUCCUCCUUUCUGUCACCAUCGCCGUCGUUACCGCCGAUGACUCAGCCGUCAUGUCCAAACUCCUGAAAUCCCUGACCUCCCCGCCCACCGACUGGUCCCCCAAUACCCCUUACUGCCAAUGGACCGGCAUUACCUGCGACUCCUCCAACCGCGUCACCAAAAUAACACUCUCCUCUAAGUCCCUCACCGGAACUCUCCCCUCCGAUCUAAACUCCCUCUCUCAGCUCACUGACCUAUAUCUUCAAGAAAACUCCCUCUCCGGCCCACUCCCUUCUCUGUCCGACCUCUCUAACCUCCAAACUGCCUACUUCGGCCGCAACAACUUCACCUCCGUCCCCUCCGCCGCAUUCUCCGGCCUCACCAGCCUCCAGAAACUCAGCCUCUUCAACAACCCUUCCCUCUCCCCCUGGCCCUUCCCCACCGACUUAACUCAAUCAUCAACCCUCAGCGACCUCGAUUUCGGUUCCGCCGGAAUCACCGGCGACCUUCCGGACAUCUUUGACUCCUUCCCCAGUCUCCAGAACCUUCGGCUCUCCUACAACAACCUCACCGGAGCCUUGCCCAAGUCCCUCGCCUCCUCCUCGAUUAUCAACCUGUGGCUUAACAACCAGCAAAACGGUUUAUCGGGGACAAUUGAGGUUCUCUCCAACAUGACGCAGUUGUCUCAGUUGUGGCUCCACAAGAACCAGUUCACCGGUGGGAUCCCUGAUUUGUCGAAAUGCGAUAACCUCUUUGAUUUGCAGCUUAGGGAUAACAAGCUAACCGGAGUCGUUCCGAGCUCAUUGAUGGCGCUUCCGAGCUUGAAGAACGUAUCUUUGGACAACAAUGAGUUGCAGGGUCCUGUGCCGGUGUUCGGUAAGGGUGUGCAGGUUACUCUUGAUGGGAUCAAUAGUUUUUGUAGAGAUACUCCUGGACCUUGUGAUGAUAAGGUGAUGGUUUUGCUUAAGGUUGCCGAGGGUUUUGGGUAUCCCAGUCGGUUUGCGGAAUCGUGGAAAGGGAAUGAUCCUUGCAGUGGUUGGAGUUUUGUGGUUUGUUCAGGGGAGAAGAUUACUACUUUGAAUUUUAAGAAUCUGGGUUUGCAGGGGAUUAUUUCACCUGCAUUUGCGAAUUUGACUGAUUUGAGGAGCUUGUACCUCAGCGGGAACAAUUUGACUGGUUCUAUACCCGAGAGCUUGACCACAUUGCCCCAACUUGAGACUCUUGAUGUUUCUAAUAACAAUCUGUUUGGGGAGGUUCCAAAAUUCCCUCCAAGGGUGAAGUUAUUAACUUCUGGCAAUGCUAUGCUUGGGAAGAAUCCUGGUCCUGGGGGAGGUGGAGGAGGGAGCAGAACUAGUCCUUCUGAGGGGUCUGGUCCGAGUGCAAGUCCGGUUGAACCGAGGAAAGGUAGUUCCUUGCCGCCGGGUUGGAUUGCUGGUAUAGUGGUUUUUGUUUUACUUUUUGUUUUUGUGGUGGUCUUUGUAUCCUGGAAGUGUUAUGUCAGAAAUCGGCACCGGAAGUUUGGAAGGGUUGGUAUUCCUCAGAAUGGAAAAGGAAACUUUAAACUUGAUACGGCAAGUGUUUCCAAUUCCAAUGGAUAUGGUGGGGUGCCAAGUGAUUUGCAAAGCCAGAGCAGUGGUGAUAGGAGUGAUCUUAAUGGUUUUGAUGGUGGAAAUGCCUUGAUUUCAAUCCAUGUUCUUCGGCAAGUAACCAAUAAUUUCAGUGAAGAGAACAUUUUAGGUAGAGGAGGAUUUGGUGUUGUUUAUAAAGGGGAGUUGCCUGAUGGAACAAAAAUUGCUGUCAAGAGGAUGGAAUCUGUGGCAAUGGGAAACAAAGGAAUGAAUGAGUUCCAAGCUGAGAUUGCAGUUCUUAGUAAAGUUAGGCAUAGACAUCUGGUCGCUCUUUUGGGAUAUUGUAUCAAUGGCAAUGAGAGGAUUUUGGUAUAUGAGUACAUGCCUCAAGGAACAUUAACUCAGCAUCUCUUUGAGUGGCGUGAACUUGGGUGUGCUCCCUUGACAUGGAAACAAAGGGUAGCAAUAGCUUUGGAUGUAGCACGGGGUGUGGAAUACUUGCACAGCUUAGCUCAGCAAAGCUUCAUCCACAGAGAUUUAAAACCCUCAAACAUACUAUUAGGUGAUGACAUGAGAGCAAAGGUUGCAGAUUUUGGGUUGGUUCGGCUUGCACCGGAUGGGAAGUACUCUGUCGAGACACGGCUGGCUGGAACAUUUGGGUAUCUUGCUCCUGAGUAUGCAGCUACUGGAAGAGUGACAACCAAAGUGGAUGUUUAUGCAUUUGGAGUAGUUUUGAUGGAACUUAUUACCGGUAGAAGGGCAUUGGAUGAUACUUUGCCUGAUGAAAGGUCUCACUUGGUUACAUGGUUCCGAAGGGUACUUAUUAACAAGGAAAACAUACCAAAGGCAAUCGAUCAAACUCUUGAACCCGAUGAGGAAACCAUGGAGAGCAUAUAUAAAGUGGCCGAGCUGGCGGGCCAUUGCACAGCCCGUGAACCAUACCAAAGGCCGGAUAUGGGGCAUGCAGUGAAUGUCUUGGUUCCACUUGUCGAGCAAUGGAAACCAACUAGGAAUGCUGAAGAAGACAAUGGUGGCAUUGACCUUCAGAUGAGUCUUCCUCAAGCUCUGCAAAGAUGGCAAGCCAAUGAAGGCACUUCUACAAUGUUUGAUAUGUCAUACUCACAAACCCAAUCAAGCAUUCCCUCUAAACCUUCUGGCUUUGCAGAUUCCUUCGAUUCAAUGGAUUGCCGGUGAUGUAAAACGGUUGAUAAGCUACCAUCUUGGUUGUGGGAAAUAACACCGCGGAAAAAGCUUAGGCUGUUAAGCUGUCUGAUUUAGCAGCAUGAUGAGUUGCAUGUCACCAUAUUUGUUUACUUUAAAAGGUAUCAUUCUGUUGAGCUAAAGAUUAUAUGACGGUUUGGGUUAGAGGUCGGAAGCAUGUUGUUUCUGUGGAAGGGGAAGGUCCUCGAGUUUGUCAGAAAUGUCAAUUGUAUUAUAUUCUUUCUCCCUCUCUUCUAAUUUUGAAUUGGAAGUGUGUCUCUCGCGCAGGUAAUUGUAUCCAGUGAGUAUCUACUAGACAUUAAACUUGGUCUCUCUUUGACCAUAUAUGUAAGGUCUUAUUUAUUAUUUAUUUAUUUAUUUAUUGGUCAACUAGUAUUUGUGAGGUUCAAUGUGUUGUAGUAGCAUGUUUAGUUUUUCGUUUCAAAUUCUGCAUCGAAAUCAUUAUUUGGGUAGAAGUUAUUACAAUAUAGAUGUUUUACCUACCUCAUAAUUGAGUAUGUUACACAAAAAUCUAAUCAUCAGUCAUUCAUAUGAGGAGAAUAAUUUUGCUGCUAGUCUAAACUCUAACAAGACCACCUUGUGGGAA
This is a messenger RNA of Arachis stenosperma, 3596 nucleotides long. Its product is annotated as receptor-like kinase TMK4. The record is from RefSeq and is a predicted model, not a curated record. The coding region runs from base 215 to 2983 and encodes 922 amino acids. The transcript has 2 exons. Gene Ontology annotation, biological process: protein phosphorylation. Gene Ontology annotation, molecular function: ATP binding; protein binding; protein kinase activity. NCBI's taxonomy places the organism in Eukaryota, Viridiplantae, Streptophyta, Magnoliopsida, Fabales, Fabaceae.